CUUCCAGACAUGGCUCACAGCAAUACGAGGUGUGGUCAAAAAGUAAGGUGACUUUUCAAAUUUCGCGGGCAACAUAUUUUCGAUUAUCGAUUUUAUUUGUUUUGUUAUGUUGGUACACUCUUCCCUAACAUCUGUACCAAGUUUCAAUUGAAUCCCCUUUUUUGUUUAGUUGUGAGAGGCGUAAAGGUAACAAGUUGUUUUGCGUUCUCAGCGAUUUUUGCUAUCGAAAAAUAUGGAUCAAAGGAUUUGCAUCAAAUUUUGUGUAAAAAAUAAAAUUAAGUGCUCCGAAACACUUGAAAUGUUGACAGUGGCAUACGGUGAAACUGUUCUGAGUAAAAAAAAUGUUUACAAGUGGUACAAACUCUUCCAAGAUGGCCGGGAAGAUGCCAAUGACGAGCCUCGCUCUGGACGCCAAAGCACGUCAACAACUGAUGAAAACGUUCAAGCAGUGAAGAAAAUUGUUUUGGAAAAUCGUCGAAUCACUAUCAGAGAAGUUGCUGAAGAUGUCGGUAUAUCGCUUGUCUCGUGCCAUAAAAUUUUUUCAAACGUUUUGGGCAUGAGUCGUGUGUCAGCGAAGUUUGUUCCAAAACUGCUGAAUUUUGACCAAAAGAACCGUCGCAUGAGCAUCGCUCAAGAGCUGUUGGAUGACGUCAACGACGACCCAGAUUUACUCAUUUACACUGGUGACGAAUCAUGGGUAUAUGGUUAUGAUGUCGAAACCAAAACCCAAUCGUCACAAUGGAAGAGCCCAGGUGAGCCAAGACCGAAAAAAGCACGCCAAGUUCGAUCAAUUUUGACCAAAAGAACCGUCGCAUGAGCAUCGCUCAAGAGCUGUUGGAUGACGUCAACGACGACCCAGAUUUACUCAUUUACACUGGUGACGAAUCAUGGGUAUAUGGUUAUGAUGUCGAAACCAAAACCCAAUCGUCACAAUGGAAGAGCCCAGGUGAGCCAAGACCGAAAAAAGCACGCCAAGUUCGAUCAAAUGUCAAUGUUUUGAUCACUCUAUUCUUCGAUUACCAUGGCAUGGUGCAUCAGGAGUUCUUACCAUAUGGUCGUACGGUCAAAAAACAGUAUUAUCUGGAAGUUAUGCGCCGUUUGCGAGAAGCAAUACGAAAGAAAUGUCCAGAAUUGUGGAAAAACAAUUCAUGGCUUUUGCAUCACGAUAAUGCGCCUGCUCACUCAUCUUUGCUUAUGAGAGAUUUUUUGGCCAAAAACAACACCACAAUAAUGCCUCAGCCACCAUAUUCACCGGAUUUGGCCCCAUGUGACUUUUUCUUGUUCCCAAAACUAAAGAGACCUAUGAAAGGACGGAGAUUUGCAGCGAUUGAAGAGAUAAAGACUGCAUCGCUGGAAGAGCUCAAGGCUAUACCGAAAAGUGCUAAUGGGAAGUGCUUUGAGGAUUGGAAAAACCGUUGGCAUAAGUGUAUUGUAUCUGAGGGGGAUUACUUUGAAGGGGACAAC
Drosophila biarmipes is the source of this 1464-nucleotide messenger RNA. Its product is annotated as protein GVQW3-like. Gene Ontology annotation, molecular function: nucleic acid binding. The record is from RefSeq and is a predicted model, not a curated record. Lineage: Eukaryota; Metazoa; Arthropoda; Insecta; Diptera; Drosophilidae. Bases 233 to 817 code for a protein of 194 amino acids. The transcript has 2 exons.